Messenger RNA from Annulohypoxylon truncatum, 1132 nucleotides. RefSeq names its product DUF1531-domain-containing protein. Bases 232 to 696 code for a protein of 154 amino acids. The transcript has a single exon. The record is from RefSeq and is a predicted model, not a curated record. Lineage: Eukaryota; Fungi; Ascomycota; Sordariomycetes; Xylariales; Hypoxylaceae. Gene Ontology annotation, biological process: protein transport.
CCUUUUCUUGUACAGAGAUCUUUUGUUUGAUUUUACCUCAAGUUUAUUAUUAUCGAUUUCGUGAAUCGAUACCGAAGCUUCCGACGAGUAUUUUAUUUGUCAUGAGCAAUCUACAAUAAUUACUCGUCAUACCCAACUUUCUUCCAUCCUACUAUUACCACAGAUUCGCAUCGCGAAUCGUUCUGCAAAUCACCCAUCAGCUGCGACAGAAACGAGAAUCAUUAGCCCAUCAUGUCGGAACUCGUCGACCUCGUCGCCCAUCUGUUCGACUCCGUGAACCAGUUAUUCACGCUGGUCAAAGAUCGCUUCUCCCACAAUGUCAGCGAGUCUUUCACUUCUAUGACGCCAAAGCAGUGGAUUCGACUAGUCAUCAUCGUCGGCGCAUACGGACUGCUCCGACCUUACAUCAUCAAAUUGGGCGCCAAACACCAAGAGAAGCAGCUUGAGAAGCAAUUCAAGGAAGAGGAAGAGCGACAGGCGCAAAUUUCUCCCAAUCAGCUGCGCGGCGAAAUCGGCGUCCCCGAUGACAGCGACGAUGACGAGCAGGCGGAAACAACGGCUUCGGAUUGGGGAAAGAAGGCUCGCAAGCGACAGCGAAACAUGAUCAAGAAGCUACUGGACGCCGAAGAGAAGAGACUUCAGGAGCUGCAGGAAGAUGAGGAGGAUAAGGACAUCGAGGAAUACCUCGUCGGAUGAAUUCGAUGCAUCGUGCCGAUACGCCGGAGGGCAGUCGGCUCGUUUCGUUAUCGCGGCUUACAAACCCCAAGAUGCUUGUCGGUCAGAUCGCCUGUUUUACCGCUAUUCGGAUAAAUUUGCAAAUGGAAUCCUGGAAACUCGACUUUUGCUAGGGCGACCUGCAUAGUCUGACAAAUAUCCAGUUCACCUAAUCGAGGGUCCCCCAGACAUUGUGUUUAACCUUUCGUGCGUUGGCGUCUACAUAUGAUCGGGACAUUCUCCAUGCUGUGCAACUCUCCUCAACUUAAUGCGCAAUGGAGUUAUAUGCUGCCGGGCCCUGAUACUAUAGUUGAAAGGUAGCAUACGCACGAUCCGAAUCAAAUACGAAUGCAAGCAGACCCGGACUCGAGUCUCAUCUUACGCCUUUAAAGGUCAUCGGCUGUGCUACCUACUCUAC